Molecule: messenger RNA, 1729 nt
Organism: Protobothrops mucrosquamatus (brown spotted pit viper)
Lineage: Eukaryota; Metazoa; Chordata; Lepidosauria; Squamata; Viperidae
Gene: ADPGK
Product: ADP dependent glucokinase
Exons: 8
Coding region: 154-1626 (490 amino acids)
Biological process (GO): glucose metabolic process
Cellular component (GO): endoplasmic reticulum
Molecular function (GO): ADP-specific glucokinase activity
Source: RefSeq, a predicted model, not a curated record
CGGACGCUCGUGGCGGGACGUGGCGGACCCAGGACGAGUGGGAUCUGUUCCCAGAUGGAUGGUGACCCCUGAAGCCCCUUGGACGGCUACCUGCCUUUGACGGCCUCUCCGUGUAAUCCUGGUCCGUCCUCGGCCUUGGCGCAGGACUUCACCAUGUGGCGCAAGGCCCUGGGGGUGGCUCUGCUGGCCUUGACCACGGGUUACGUCUUCUGGCUGGACCCCGCGUUGCCGGAUUCCCUGUGGGAGCAUCUCUCGGGCUCCUUCCUGAACCAGCUUCGGGGGGAUCUGGGGUCCCCGGAGGGCAGCAUGGCCGAGGCCUGGGACGCCCUCAUCACCCAGCCAGCUAAGCAGUGGAACAGAGUUGCUGUGGGGGUCAAUGCCUGCGUAGAUGUGAUCCUCUCCGGGGCGAAGCUGCUGCAGGCCCUCGGCUUCCGCGGCCAGGGCGGGAAAGACCACUCUGUCUUGCGUUCCGCUGCUGAUCUGGAAGAAGCCUUCCUCCAUUUUAUGGGGAAGGGGGCUGCUGCAGAACGGUUCUUUAGUGACGCAGACGCCUUCCACCGCAUCGCACAAAUGGCGGCCAGCUAUCCUGAUGCCCAGUUGUAUGUUGGAGGAAAUGCCGCUCUCAUUGGCCAGAAAAUUGCAUCUCAUCCUGACUUAAAGGUUCUACUUUGUGGCCCAAUCGGGCCUAAACUUCACGAGUUGCUUGACGAGAAUGUAAUGGUCCCUCCAGAAUCCCUGCAAGAAUUAGAUGAAUAUCAUCUUAUUUUGGAAUACCAAGCAGGUGAAGAAUGGGGAGAGCGGAGAGCUCCCAACGCCAACCGAUUCAUCUUCUCCCAUGACCUGUCCAACGGGGCCAUGAACAUGCUAGAAAUAUUUGUAUCCAGCCUGGAGGAAUUUCAGCCAGACCUGGUGGUGCUUUCAGGAUUCCAUAUGAUGGAAGGACAGACCAGAGAGCUACGCCAGAAGAGGAUCCGAGAGGCCGUAACUUCCAUUUCUGACAUUCCCAUGGACGUCCCGAUCCAUCUGGAAUUAGCCGGUAUGACCGACCCAGACCUCAUGAGAGAAAUAAUUCACCAGAUCUUCCCUCUCGUGAACUCCAUCGGUUUGAACGAGCAAGAGCUGCUGUUCCUCAGCCAGGCGGCCUCGGGACCUCACUCCUCCUUAACUUCCUGGAAUGGUGUUCCAGAUGUGGCUGUUGUCAGUGACAUCAUUUUCUGGAUCUUGAAAGAAUACGGGAGAACUUCAGUUCAGGCUUCGGAUCUCACCCGGAUCCACUUCCAUACUUUGGCCUACCACCUCCUGGUUACCGUGGACGGGUAUUGGGGCAACCAGGUGGCAGCGGUGGCUGCUGGAGCCAGGGUGGCGGGGACCCAAGCUUGUGCCACCCAGACCAUUGACGUCAGCAAAGUCUUCCUGAAGGCACCACUGGAGUUCGCCACGUCCAAGAUGGAGGGGGCCUCCAGAGUCUCCUUAAAUCCGAAGGAGCCCAUAUCGGUAUGGCAUCAGGACGCCAUUACUUUCCAUUACACCCCCGUGCUGGUGUGUAAAAGCCCUCUGCGGACUGUGGGCCUCGGGGACGCCAUAUCUGCUGAAGGACUCCUGUAUUCAGAAAUCCAUCCUCAUUAAGAGGAGAUCACUCCAUCCUUCAGGCCAAGCAGGUAGAGGCUGGAAUUCAGAUUGGAUCAGGAACCAAAGGGGCAAAAAAAUAAAUGCUAUCCAAAUGCUUGGA